AUGUCGCACGGCGCACAAGAUGCGCCAGAUGUUUCACAGGUGGUCGCACAGCUCGCAAAGGCCAUUUCUGGUCUGCAGAUAUGCCGAUUCUCCAACGCAGCCGCUGCUGCCAUCUACAUCUGGGGGAUCUUCACCUCGCUCGAUGAUGAGGUGAAGUACUUCUGGUCGUCGUUCAGGUGGACGCUCCCGAACAUACUCUACAUUCUAAAUCGCUAUAUCUGCGUCUGGUUCUUCCUCAUUCUCAUGUAUGUACCAAAGCUGCUCGUCUUUGGCCCUGUUCCACAAACGGUAUAUGAAUUGUUCCUCACUAUUCUGACCGUGAUCAAGACAUGUCAAUUUGUGACAAUUUCGAGGCAUAAUUUGCCGCCUUUAAUUCACAUCAUGGCACGAGACGGUGUUCUUUACUUCCUCAUGGCGUCGUGCAUCAGCAUAGGCAACGUCCUUUGUUGGCAGUUCCUACCUCCCCAGCUUACCAACGUGGUUCUGUAUCUUUGGUGGGCUAUCAUGUCAACUUUGACAUCCUACCUGACGCUCAACCUACGCAAAGUAUAUCAAGGUAAACCUCAAACAUUUACCAGGACCACGAUGGUCACAGGCGGCACGAAUGCGAAUAUUACCUUCACAAAUGCACAAGACAACAUGCACGGUCAUACACUCACUCAGGACGUCGGAAAUAAAUCCAGCGAGGAAAAGAUUAAUCUCACUUUGAGAGGCUCACGGUUUAUCAUGGGCGAGGGCGAGUUCGAGGUGGACUUGCAUCCAGAGAAUUUGCGAUCGGCUGGCAUGCCUCAGACCAACCUGCAUCAAAGACACUUCUCAGCCGUUCAAAGCCUUCAAGGAGCAGCAUCGCAAAGGGAGACCGAUAUUGAAGCCCCCUCUCCUGUACCCAUGAUCCCAUUGGCAGACUUAACGGGGCGUGGUCAACGGCCCCAAAUCAUGUAG
Messenger RNA from Serendipita indica DSM 11827, 942 nucleotides. NCBI's taxonomy places the organism in Eukaryota, Fungi, Basidiomycota, Agaricomycetes, Sebacinales, Serendipitaceae. The record is from the annotation of a GenBank genome assembly.